AUGAAUAAGGAUAAGGAGGCCACGGCGACGGGGACAAGCCUCAAUGGCUCCAGUGAUGGCGUCAUUCACAGGACAGGACCCAGUAGCUCGAGGGGGCCGAGUAACAACACCCAAAACAACAACAACAACAACUCUGCCGUCCCAAACAAGGACGCCCAGCCAGACGCAAUCACCAAUUCAGAUACAAGCAGCUCCCUUGACACAACUGAGCAACUGAAGAGGUCGUUUCGCAAAAAGUACCGCCAUGUCGAAGCUGUCCACUCCAGCUCGACACCCUCGUGUCUCAGCCACGAUGCUACUGAGACGCCCAGCUUCCUGGGCUUCAGGAAUCUGAUGGUGAUUGUGCUCGUUGUUGGCAAUCUUCGUUUGGUGAUUGAGAAUAUCCAAAAGUAUGGCGUUCUCAUCUGCGUCGGAUGCCACGACUUCCGCAAGACGGAUAUCCAGCUAGGCUUAUGUCUAUACUUUCUCAUACCGUGCCAUCUCCUGAUCGCCUACGCCAUUGAGUCAAUCGCGGCUGCCCAGGCCAAGUACGAGCGGGCCAGGUCCGACAAGCGCGACGGAUCAACCAGCCCUACCGAAGACGAGCACAACAGGUUCCAGUCCACCUGGAAGAUGGUCUGGGUUGCACACGCCAUCAACGUAACCUACGUGCUCGUCUUCACUAGCUACAUUGUCUAUUAUAAAAUCCACCAUCCCCUGAUCGGCACCCUGACCGAAAUACACGCCGUCAUUGUCUGGCUCAAGACGGCCUCGUAUGCCUUCACCAACAGGGACCUUCGCCACGCCUACCUUCACCCCGUAAAGGGGAAGCUGGAUGCGUUGCCCGAGAUUUACAAGCAGUGUCCCUACCCGAACAACAUCACCAUGGGCAACCUCGUCUACUUCUGGUGGGCCCCAACACUCGUCUACCAGCCCGCCUAUCCCCGGGCCGAUAAGAUCCGUUGGAUCUUUGUCUUCAAGCGUCUUGGGGAGGGUAUCUGCCUGAGUGUCUUCAUUUGGUUUGCCAGCGCCCAGUACGCCACCCCGGUGUUGAUCAACUCCCUCGACAAGAUUGCCUCGCUGGACUACCCCUCGAUUCUCGAACGCCUGCUCAAGCUGUCAACCAUAUCGCUGGUCAUCUGGCUGGCUGGCUUCUUUGCCCUCUUCCAGUCCUUCUUGAACGCACUGGCCGAGGUCACACGGUUUGGAGACCGUUCGUUUUACGAUCCUUGGUGGAACAGCGAGAGCCUUGGCAUGUAUUGGCGCACGUGGAAUAAACCUGUCUACCAGUUCUUCAGGCGGCACGUUUACUCGCCCAUGCGGUCUAGGGGUUGGAGCCAUAAGGUGGCCAGCCUUACCGUAUUUCUCGUCUCGGCAAUAUUGCACGAGCUUCUCGUCGGCGUGCCCACUCAUAACCUCAUCGGAGUGGCAUUCCUCGGCAUGUUCCUCCAGCUGCCCCUAAUCCAGCUCACGCAGCCGCUCGAGAAGAUGAAGUCCAAUUCCGGCAAGCUGCUGGGCAACACCAUCUUCUGGGUCUCGUUCACCAUCCUCGGUCAGCCGUUCGCCGCCCUCAUGUACUUUUACGCCUGGCAGGCCAAGUACGGCAGCGUCAGCAAAGUCAUGGCUGCCGCGGCGGCCCAUCCUCCUGCAUACGCGACUUGCCCUGCGUGA
Lasiosphaeria miniovina is the source of this 1650-nucleotide messenger RNA. Its product is annotated as MBOAT family protein. The transcript has 4 exons. Gene Ontology annotation, molecular function: diacylglycerol O-acyltransferase activity. Gene Ontology annotation, cellular component: endoplasmic reticulum membrane. Lineage: Eukaryota; Fungi; Ascomycota; Sordariomycetes; Sordariales; Lasiosphaeriaceae. The record is from RefSeq and is a predicted model, not a curated record. Bases 1 to 1650 code for a protein of 549 amino acids. Gene Ontology annotation, biological process: triglyceride biosynthetic process.